AUGGUGGACCUGGACAGCGAGGUGCCGCCGCUGCCGCCGCGGUACCGCUUUCGGGACUUGCUGCUGGGCGACCAGGGCUGGCAGAGCGACGACAGGGUGCAAGUUGAAUUCUAUAUGAAUGAAAAUACAUUUAAAGAGAGACUAAAGCUCUUCUUCAUCAAAAACCAAAGAUCAAGUUUGAGAAUACGAUUAUUCAAUUUCUCUCUCAAGCUACUAAGCUGUUUCCUAUACAUAGUUCGUGUGCUCCUGGAUGAUCCUACACAAGGACUUGGAUGUCAGGAAUUUAACCGGAGUUGUUCUAAUCAAAACUACACACCUGGAACAAUUGAUUGGUCUCCCAUAAUUUGGGUGAAUCGAAGUUUACCUUUAUGGGGAUUACAGGUGUCUGUGGCUGUAAUAAGUCUCUUUGAAACUCUGUUGCUAAGUUAUCUAAGCUACAAGGGAAAUAUCUGGGAACAAAUUCUGAGAAUACCCUUUCUCCUGGAAAUAAUUAAUGCUGUCCCUUUCAUCAUCACGAUUUUCUGGCCAGUCCUAAGAAACCUGUUUAUUCCUGUAUUUUUAAACUGUUGGCUGGCAAAGCAUGCUUUAGAAAAUAUGAUCAAUGAUCUUCACCGAGCCAUCCAGCGCACACAGUCCGCAAUGUUUAACCAAGUCCUCAUUUUAAUAUCUACCUUAUUAUGUCUCAUCUUCACUUGUAUUUGUGGAAUUCAGCAUCUGGAACGAGCAGGAAACAGGUUGACUCUCUUUGACUCCCUUUAUUUCUGCAUAGUGACAUUUUCUACUGUGGGCUUUGGGGAUGUUACACCCAAGAUAUGGCCUUCAAAGCUGCUUGUUGUCAUUAUGAUCUGUGUGGCUCUUGUGGUGUUGCCCAUACAGUUUGAACAGCUGGCAUAUUUGUGGAUGGAGAGGCAAAAGUCCGGAGGAAACUACAGUAGAUACAGAGCUCAGACGGAAAAACACGUUGUGCUUUGUGUGAGCUCUCUGAAAAUUGACUUACUCAUGGAUUUCUUAAAUGAAUUCUAUGCCCAUCCCAGACUGCAGGACUAUUAUGUGGUUAUUUUGUGUCCUACGGAGAUGGAUGCUCAGGUCCGAAGGGUGUUACAAAUCCCAAUGUGGUCCCAAAGAGUUAUCUACCUGCAAGGCUCAGCCCUAAAAGAUCAAGACCUGUUGAGAGCCAAGAUGGACAAUGCUGAAGCCUGUUUCAUCCUGAGCAGCCGCUGUGAGGUGGACAGGACAGCAGCUGAUCACCAAACCAUUCUAAGAGCAUGGGCAGUUAAAGACUUUGCUCCAAAUUGUCCUUUGUAUGUUCAGAUACUGAAGCCUGAGAAUAAAUUCCACAUCAAGUUUGCAGAUCAUGUUGUAUGUGAAGAGGAAUUCAAAUAUGCUAUGCUAGCUCUAAAUUGUAUAUGUCCAGCUACUUCUACAUUAAUCACUCUGCUGGUUCAUACAUCUAGGGGACAGGAGAGUCAGCAAUCACCAGAACAAUGGCAGAAAAUGUAUGGCAGAUGCUCUGGUAAUGAAGUGUAUCACAUUAACCUGGAAGAAAGUACUUUUUUUGCUGAGUAUGAGGGGAAGAGCUUCACAUAUGCUUCUUUCCAUGCACAUAAAAAGUUUGGAGUCUGUCUGAUUGGUGUUAGAAAGGAAGAUAACAAAAACAUUUUGCUGAAUCCAGGUCCUCGAUAUAUCAUGAGUUCUACUGAUAUAUGCUUUUACAUAAAUAUCACCAAAGAAGAGAAUUCUGCUUUUAAGAAGCAAGAAAAGCAUAGAAAAAACCAUGAAUCAAAAUUGUCUUAUCAUGGAGCUUCCAGGUUACCAGUACACAGUAUAAUAGCCAGCAUGGGGACCGUGGCCAUCGAUUUACAGGACACUGGGUGCCACGGGGCCAGCGGGGCCACCCUGGCCCUCCCUGCCGAGGGCAGCAAGGAGGGCAGGAGGCCCAGCAUAGCCCCAGUGCUGGAGGUUGCAGACUCCUCCUCCCUCCACACCUGCGACCUGCUCAGUGACCAGUCCGAGGAUGAAACCACCCCAUCGGAUGAUGAAGUCUCUGCAGGCUUAGAGUAUGCCAAAGGCUAUCCUCCUUACUCUCCUUAUAUUGGAAGUUCUCCCACCUUUUGUCAUCUUUUGCAUGAAAAAGUACCCUUCUGUUGUCUAAGACUAGAUAAGGGAUGCCAGCAUAACUACCAUGAAGAUGCCAAAGCCUAUGGAUUCAAAAAUAAAUUGAUUAUAGUUGCAGCAGAAACUGCUGGAAAUGGCUUAUAUAACUUCAUUGUCCCACUCAGAGCAUAUUACCGACCAAAGAAAGAGCUAAACCCCAUUGUAUUACUGCUGGAUAACCCGCCAGAUAUGCAUUUUCUGGAUGCAAUCUGUUGGUUUCCAAUGGUUUACUACAUGGUGGGCUCUAUCGACAACCUAGAUGACUUACUGAGGUGUGGGGUCACCUUUGCAGCUAAUAUGGUGGUAGUGGACAAAGAAAGCACAAUGAGUGCUGAGGAAGACUACAUGGCAGAUGCCAAGACAAUUGUGAAUGUUCAAACCCUCUUCAGGUUGUUCUCCAGCCUAAGCAUUAUCACAGAACUAACUCACCCAGCCAACAUGAGAUUCAUGCAGUUCAGAGCCAAAGACUGCUAUUCUCUUGCUCUGUCCAAACUGGAAAAGAAAGAGCGGGAGAAGGGAUCUAAUCUGGCAUUUAUGUUUCGACUGCCCUUUGCUGCUGGCAGGGUUUUCAGCAUCAGCAUGCUGGACACACUGCUUUAUCAGUCAUUUGUGAAAGAUUAUAUGAUUUCUAUCACAAGACUUCUGCUGGGACUUGACACCACACCAGGAUCUGGGUUUCUUUGUUCUAUGAAAAUCACAGAAGAGGAUCUGUGGAUUAGGACAUAUGCCAGACUGUAUCAGAAGCUUUGUUCCUCUACAGGAGACAUUCCAAUUGGAGUCUACAGGACAGAAUCCCAGAAGCUCACAACAUCCGAGUCUCAAAUCUCCAUCAGUGUGGAGGACUGGGAGGACACCAAAGACACCAAAGACCAGUUCAGCUGCCGCAGUAAUCACCGGAACUCGACGUCCAGUGAGCAGUCCGACCACCCGCUGCUGCGGAGGAAGAGCAUGCAGUGGGCACGGCGCCUGAGCAGGAGGGCCCCUAGGCACUCUGCUAAAACUGCUGAGAAGAUCAGCCAGCAGAGAAUGAACCUCUACAGGAGGUCAGAAAGGCAGGAGCUCGCUGAACUCGUGAAGAACAGAAUGAAGCACCUGGGCCUUUCUCCAGCAGGAUACGAUGAAAUGAAUGAUCAUCAGAACACCCUUUCUUACAUCCUGAUCAACCCUUCUCCAGAUACAAGAUUAGAGCUAAAUGAUAUAGUAUACUUGAUCCGACCUGAUCCAUUGACUUAUGUUCCAAAUUCUGGACCCAGCCGAAAGGACAGCUUCUGCAAUACUGUGGGACAAGACACCAGGGAGGAGACACAGCUUUGA
Molecule: messenger RNA, 3468 nt
Organism: Cinclus cinclus
Lineage: Eukaryota; Metazoa; Chordata; Aves; Passeriformes; Cinclidae
Gene: KCNT2
Product: potassium sodium-activated channel subfamily T member 2
Exons: 29
Coding region: 1-3468 (1155 amino acids)
Biological process (GO): potassium ion transport
Cellular component (GO): membrane
Molecular function (GO): intracellular sodium-activated potassium channel activity
Source: RefSeq, a predicted model, not a curated record